Molecule: messenger RNA, 890 nt
Organism: Aspergillus alliaceus
Lineage: Eukaryota; Fungi; Ascomycota; Eurotiomycetes; Eurotiales; Aspergillaceae
Exons: 2
Coding region: 373-639 (88 amino acids)
Source: RefSeq, a predicted model, not a curated record
AGUAUGAUUCUUGACUACCUAUCAGAAUCCAGCUCCCUUCGAAACACUAUUACCCACAAUACUAAUCAAGAAAAAAAAUAUUUUUUUCUCUUCAGCUCACCACAUGCGGACUGAAUAUUACUCAGGUAAAAUGGUUGGCUGGUUCAAUGGUGCAGCCAACCUUGUCUCCUUCCAUGCCUAGGAAGUACUACUCCGAGUGAAAUGAGAGAGAAAUGAAAAAGGCACCAAGGAACAUUAAACCCAAGAUGGUAGCAAGCACGACCGACUUCCACCUGUGCGAGAUGGAUUUAAUCCCAGUUCCUGGAGCCAAAUUGGCCCCGCAAUCGAUCCAGUGAUGAAUACCUUUCCCUCUUUUGUUUGUUGGUGCGACCUAUGAGAUCACCGGAAUCCUCCCGUCACUUUGGAACGAACAUGGGACGCCGUGCUUUCUGGCUUUUCUUCCAAUUCUAUUUCCAUUCGACAGCAACAACUUGUACCUUAAUCCAGGGCUGCCGUUUGAGACCUUGCAGUCGCGCACUUACUUCGGCCAAUGUGUCGAAUUGUGCAAAGCUUAUCCCGAAGAUGUCGGUUACCUCUCCUUCAUAUAUUUCUACUUAUACUCCCUCCCUAGGUCCCUUGCAUGAAUCUACCAAGAAAUGAAUGCCAAUUAACCCGUCGUACCCUAAAUCUAUAGGUUAUACUCAAAAAAAAUGUCAAGUUUCACCCCAGAGUUCACCCGAAGCUUCGCACGAGAAACAUGGACUCUCUACGCAGUAGGGAUGCUGAGUGUUUGCCUGCGAUUGUAAGUUGUUGUUGCUAAAGCAAGAAAGACCGCAUGCUAUCUGAUACUUUUGCUUGGCCCUGUACUGAUUUCAUAUUUCCUUGCAGUGUGGCCCGAAUACGUCGUUUAG